AUGGAAGUUCUGAUGGGACACGUCGAUUUGUCUUCGAUCUAUUGUGUCAAGAGCGAUGCCACUUGCGAACGUUCGUUAAUCGUCGGCGAGUCGGCUGCCGGACGCGGAGUGGAAUCGCAUGGCGUCCUGCGUGAUUUGGUCGAGGAAAUUAUUGCACCUAUGCUUACGAAGAAGUACAACGUCUCCGGUCUGGCAGCUAAUUGGUCGUUUAGAUAUCCAUCCUGCGACUUUAGAACCGCGGCUGACAGUUUGUACUCCAACCGCGGCUCCAUGUACGUGGGGCUGGCGACUCCUACUCCGUACAUGAGCAAGUACUUCAAGGCAAGCUGCCCUGUCAUGAUGUAUGGCAUGAUGAGCCUCAUCAGUGGUUAUUUAAGAGGCCCACGCGAAGGAGGAGUUGCAUCCUGGAACAAACCUGACAUUACCAUCGGCACCGUUGCCUUUUUGCCGUAUGGAAAGCUUGUCGCUGAUCAUCUUCCCAAAGCAAGACUCCGUGUGUAUACCACAACUGCGUAUCUGAUGGCAGCGGUAUACAGCCGAGACGUGCACGGCUUUUUGUUGCCCUCGGACGCAGCCCGGGGUCUGCUGGCGUCAGGCGAGUUUUGCGCCGAUUUGGAGGGAGGAUGCAAAAUCAUUGGAAAUAUUGUACCUAUUCCAAUGUUGACUUUUACACGUGUCAUGCUGAAAUUCUAG
This is a messenger RNA of Neospora caninum, 693 nucleotides long. RefSeq lists its product as hypothetical. The record is from RefSeq and is a predicted model, not a curated record. The transcript has 6 exons. Bases 1 to 693 code for a protein of 230 amino acids. Lineage: Eukaryota; Apicomplexa; Conoidasida; Eucoccidiorida; Sarcocystidae.